Molecule: messenger RNA, 519 nt
Organism: Trachemys scripta elegans
Lineage: Eukaryota; Metazoa; Chordata; Testudines; Emydidae
Gene: TSPAN17
Product: tetraspanin 17
Exons: 6
Coding region: 1-519 (172 amino acids)
Cellular component (GO): membrane
Source: RefSeq, a predicted model, not a curated record
AUGUCCCCACCUGGGAGCUGUGUCCAGCUCGCAGCUGGGGUCCUGGCCUUCGUCUUCCAGGACUGCCUCAAGCUCUUCAUCAUCAGCAACGUGUGGGCCUGCCGGGGGGACCUCGACCUGCAGAACCUCAUCGACUUCGCUCAGGAAUUUUGGUCUUGCUGUGGGGCCCAUGGACCCAACGACUGGAACCUCAAUAUCUACUUCAACUGCACGGACCUGAACCCCAGCAGGGAGCGCUGUGGGGUGCCCGUCUCCUGCUCUCACCCUGUCCUGCGGCUGCUCCCCGCAGGGGACAUCCCCAAUACACAGUCCGGCUACGGUGUCCGGCUGAAACUGGAGAUGGAGCAGCAAAGCUUCAUCCAGACCAAUGGCCGCGUGGCGCAGUGUGAGAGACAGCUGCAGGACAAUCUGAUCGCGGUGGCUGGGAUCUUCGUGGGCAUCGCGCUGCUCCAGGUCUCCGGCGUCGGCCUGGCGCAGAACCUGGUGAGCGACGUCGAGGCCGUGAAGGCGAAUUGGUGA